AUCCUUUGCCACGUCAUCACUUUUCCAUACACAAAAAAACCCAAAAACCAAACAGACACAACAAACAUAGUUUCAUCUCCAACUAACAAUACACACACCUUAUUAUUCUCUAACACUAACAAUGGCUGUUUCAACUAGUUUCUCUGGUGCAAAGUUGGAGGCUUUGUUCUUCAAUUGUUGUUCCUCAACAUCCUCUUAUGUUACUACCACUCAUUUAUCAUUUUUUGGUAGAAACAGAAUGAGCUUUGUUCAGAGUCAAAGAGGUUCAAUUCGUUGUGAAGCUUCUUCUUCUUCUUCUUCUUCUGAUGUUUUGGUUGAUUCUAGUAAUAAGAAUUCUACCACUGUUUCUGCUUUACAACAGCUUAAAACUUCUGCAGCUGAUAGAUACACAAAGGAAAGGAGCAGCAUUGUGGUUAUUGGGCUAAGUGUGCAUACCACGCCUGUCGAAAUGCGCGAAAAACUCGCCAUACAAGAAGCAGAAUGGCCUAGAGCCAUUGGUGAGCUUUGCAAUCUGAAUCAUAUUGAAGAAGCAGCUGUUCUUAGCACCUGCAACAGAAUGGAGAUUUAUGUUGUUGCACUUUCUCAGCAUCGUGGCGUCAAAGAAGUCACUGAAUGGAUGUCAAGUACAAGUGGAAUACCAGUGGCAGAGCUUUCACAGUAUCUAUUUCUACUCUACAAUAAAGAUGCUACACAACACAUCUUUGAAGUAUCAGCAGGUCUUGAUUCUCUUGUAAUGGGAGAAGGUCAAAUUCUUGCACAAGUCAAACAAGUAGUGAAAUCUGGACAAGGUGUUAAUGGCUUUGGAAGGAACAUAAGUGGACUAUUCAAGCAUGCAAUCACAGUUGGUAAGAGGGUAAGAACAGAGACAAACAUCGCGGCCGGAGCAGUUUCUGUCAGCUCAGCAGCUGUUGAAUUGGCCUUAAUGAAGUUACCUGAUGCCUCACAUGGCAAUGCAAGGAUGCUAGUUAUUGGAGCUGGCAAAAUGGGGAAGCUUGUGAUAAAGCAUUUGGUUUCAAAAGGGUGUAAAAAGAUGGUAGUUGUCAAUCGAACCGAAGAAAGAGUUGCAUCGAUCCGCGAAGAAAUAAGUGAUGUUGAGAUAAUCUAUAAACCUCUAUCAGAAAUGAUCACAUGUGUUGGUGAAGCAGAUGUAGUUUUCACAAGCACAGCCUCAGAAACUCCCUUGAUUUUGAAACAUCAUGUUAAGGACAUUCCUUUGGCAAGCGAAGAAACCGGACGAAAGCGCCUUUUCGUCGAUAUUUCUGUUCCUAGGAAUGUAGGUUCAUGUGUCAAUGAUCUUGAGUCUGUCAAAGUUUACAAUGUUGAUGACCUUAAAGAAGUUGUGGCUGCUAACAAAGAGGACAGGCUAAGGAAAGCGAUGGAAGCUCAAGCGAUCAUCGGCGAAGAAUCGAGACAAUUUGAAGCUUGGAGAGACUCAUUAGAAACUGUUCCUACCAUUAAGAAAUUGAGAGCUUAUGCUGAGAGACUAAGGGUUGCUGAGCUUGAGAAAUGUAUAGGUAAAAUGGGUGAUGAUAUCAAUAAGAAGACACAAAAAGCUGUGGAUGAUCUUAGUAAAGGGAUAGUGAAUAAAAUGCUUCAUGGUCCAAUGCAACAUUUGAGAUGUGAUGGUAGUGAUAGUAGAACAUUGAGUGAGACUCUUGAGAAUAUGCAUGCUUUGAAUAGAAUGUUUAGUCUUGAGACUGAAGUUUCUGUUUUGGAGCAGAAGAUUAGAGCCAAGGUGGAGCAAAAACCACAGUGAGAUAUCAUAAACAUAUGACACUACUUUUCAUUGAUUAUUAAUACACUCAUUUAUUUCUUGUGAAAGAGGAAAAUCCUUACUCUAUUUUAGGCUUGAGAAUCAUGUAAUUUUUAGCUGCAUGAUUGAAUUUGGUUAUGUAUUUAGACUAUGCUAUGCUGAAUUUGUAAUAUAUAUGUAUUGUAUAAAAUAGAGGAGUUGUCCCAACACAUUCGAAAAUGGUAUGAAUAUGUCCAUUUUCAACCAUGUAAAUGGCCAAGGUGUGAUUGAGGGUGUGUAGUUUGGUUGGGGGAACUAAAUUAUUCUCAUUGAAAAAUUCCUUUGAUAUA
Messenger RNA from Cicer arietinum (chickpea), 2082 nucleotides. Its product is annotated as glutamyl-tRNA reductase 1, chloroplastic-like. Gene Ontology annotation, biological process: tetrapyrrole biosynthetic process. Gene Ontology annotation, molecular function: NADP binding; glutamyl-tRNA reductase (NADP+) activity. Lineage: Eukaryota; Viridiplantae; Streptophyta; Magnoliopsida; Fabales; Fabaceae. The record is from RefSeq and is a predicted model, not a curated record.